AAGCUCAAGUGUUUACUUAAUUUAACUUGCAGAAUUCUUUAGAGGAAUAGAUGCGGCGUGUAGUUUUUUUAGGAUAUUAAAACAAUGUAUAUAUAAAUAUGGACUCUGAGGAGACAAUAACAGUAGCCAGCUACAAAUCUAUACAUUUUGGAGUAGAUAUUAUAGAGGGCGCCCUAAAUCAUUUACAAUUUCUUAAAAACAUCAACAAACACAGAAACUUAUUUCACGUCCCGCUUUUACGUCGGGCUUUGCGUCGAUAUGAACAGCUUUGGUUAGAUCUGGCCGCGGAACACAACGAAAAGGUUUUAACAGCCCCUUUAGAUAUAGAAUGGAUUUGGCAUUGUCACAUGCUAUCACCGAUAUGCUACGAAAAGGACUGUAAAAAUCUUGUGGGUAAAACAGUUAAUCAUGUGAUUGUAAAGGACAAAGAGAGACAAAAACAUCUUGAAAUUACAAAAAAGCUUUGGGAAGCAAAAUACCCAGAUACUCCAUUUGAGAUAAAUAUCGAUCAAAAUGAGGACGAAUCUCCUGAGGAGGAGAGGGACAGUGUUGAUAUGUGGGAAAGUAAGUUGACAUAUGAUGUUGUCUCCGCAGCUAUACGACAGUCAGCGUUUAAUUAUCAAGUUAGCCUCCCGCAUUAUUAUGACAAAUACUUUUUAAGGCAAGCUGUAAAGAGGUACAAGAAAUUAUUGUUCUUGAAGGUUCAACAUCAAGGACUAUUUUUUGUUCCUUGUUACGAUAAUGAUUUAAUCUGGCACACACAUCAACUUCAUCCUUUAGUUUACAAAAAAGACACAGAACGGAUUUUAGGCAAAAUGUUCAAUCAUGAUGACUCAGUCAACGAUAGAAGUUCUGGAUCUAGAUUACUGAGAGCUGAGUCUAAAACGAAGCAAUUUUGGCAAGAAGCAUACAAUGAAAGUUUCUCCCGAAACGGAGCGAUGUACAGAGGAGACCCUCCAAUGGGACAGCUGCAUAGAUUGUCUUCAAGUGAUGUAAUGUCGUUUUCUACAAAGAGAGCAAACAUUAAACUAGAUAACAUUCAAAUUGAGAACUUACCUGAAAUCAUUAAAAGUUACAAGUUAAAAGUUCAAUAUGUUUCCAAUGACAAAGAAGGCCCAGUAAUACUGAAUUUUAAAGGUCUACCUAGUCACUGGGACAAGAAAAAGGGAAUUGAGUUUGAAUUUGACACAAAAGACUAUAACUAUUUGAAAUUCAAACUUAUUCAUCAACCAAAACGCAUGUGUUUUAGUGCUACCAUUGAAACUGCCGAGGCCAAGUUUCACGUUCUUCCUUUAGCUGAAUCAAAUACCGGAUGUGAUACUGAAUUAUCAGAAACAUUAGUUCUAAACGAAGAAAAGAACAUAACAUUGAAUUUCAAUGGGAAUAUUCACGUGUAUGAUAAGCCCGGACCGUGUUUCUUGUUUUUAAAGAAUGGAAACUUUGAUAGGAGGUAUUGUAUCAUGCCUGAAAAUAUACGACAAUUGUGGGGACCAAUCCCGUUGCCAAGGCUCCCAGCAGGACAAGAUAAUAACUGUGUAGUUGCAUCCCACAAGUUUGUAAAUCAUAUGGGAGAGAUGACGUUUACCUGUCGAGUAAUACACAGUAUACCGUUACUGAUGUCAGCGAUACAAGUGUUCUACCAUGACAAAAUGGUAACAGUGGCACAUUUGAUCGGUCCAGAACAGUUACCGUGUUCUACUGAGGUUUCAGACCCUAAAUCUUGUCCAUCACUGAACUCUAAACAGGGACAACGUGCUUUGUUGAUAAAAACAGAAGAGGGUGACUGGGGAAUUCUGAUUGGACAGUGGACUGGGUUCCGGAGAGGAAAGCCGGGAACCAGAGCUCAAAAAGGACUUAAAGGAAGUCCAGGUACAUUGACAAUCCGAUUCUUCCAUAUAAAGAGCGGACACUGGAACCAUUUAGCAUUACCUUACUUGGAAAAUCUAUUUAAGUUUAACCUUGGCGAUUCAAAUGUGGAUCUUCAAAAUGGCGUCAUCACCAUAUCUUCUGAAAAUGGAGAAGUCGCUGAGAAUCUUACAAUGGCGUUUGGUGUUGCACUGCUUCAUGUUCUCUGUCAGCCAAGGAAGAAACUGAAAAAACUAGGAGAAAACACAACGCCAAUGAGAGGAAUGAAACUCAUACGAUCCAUUCCCUCCAGCGAUCUAGGGCUAGUAGUCGCUGCAGGAUAUUCUGUAGAUGCACCAACCAAUCAGUUCAUCAGGAAACUUCAACUGAGGAACAGAAAUGGUCCGUGUUCAUCAAAGGACGAUACUGAAAUGGUUGGAUACGGAAUGGGUGUCGAUUUUGGAGAUGCUAUAGCAGAGGAGCUUGGAACAGAACCAAUGACUGAGGCACAAAACACGUUAGAAGCACCUGGUGAAGCGUCUGCUGGUGACAUCGGUGAUACUGGUGCUGAGGUUGCCGCCGAGGCGGGAGGCGAGGCAGGUGCUUGUGGAGGUUGUGGUGGGUGUGGUGGUUGUGGGGGAUGUGGGGGUUGUGGUGGAGCGUGUGGUAGUUGUGGAGGAUGCGGUGGUUGUGCCGGUUAAUAGAAGAACGUAUGUACGAAGUGUUUGCGCGUGCGUGUUGUAAGAUGAUACAGUUUCAGUCAUUAUAUAAUUCAACGUUGUAAUGUAUGCAAAGUAUGUGAUAGUGAUACAACUGAAAUCCCACUUGAUUUUCUUUUCAAACAACUAUGUGUAGCUGCAUUUUGAAUUUUUCGCACAUAUUGUUAAUUGUAUUAGAAUCAAAUAUAUAUGCUGAAACCAGGUUAGCUUAGCCAUCCUAACGCCACGAGGCUUGCCUAUAGAGCUUAAAUUCAGACAGGCAAACCCGUCUUAUCGUAGUUUGUCUUAAUUUGCAUCGCACUCAGACAGGCAACCUGUAUUUAGGCAAUUAGUUCAUAUUCAAAUAUUUUAAUUAUUUCAUUUAAAUAACUUCUUUCAAAAUGGUAAGCAAAAAUAAAAAACAUUGCAAAAUUAUCGCAAACGCCAAAUAAAUAAAGGAACCCAAAUUUCAGUCUUGCUCAAUAUAUGAAUACUAAAUAGAAUAAAUCAAAUGUAAAUGAAAUAUUAUCAAGCAAAUCAAUUAUCAGCCUGAAAUAAUUAAGUAAAGAAAAGGGAAAUAAUCCAUUCCUAUUACAUAUGUAUAGAUUGAAGUUGCAUCCGCAUUUUAUUUUACAUCUCUGCAAAUAUGUUCAGAUUGAAUAUUGAAUCAUGUGAUUGUAGUUGAAUUGGCUGAUGGUGGCAACUCGAAUGAGAGGGUAAAAUGUUCUGAGUUCCGUUCAAUGUUCCUUUCAAAAAUCUGUAUAGAUAUCGCAAACCCUUUACAACUUCUGCUAUAUAUUAUGUGUAGCUGCAUUUUUAAUUUGGUCCAUAUAUUGUUACUUAUAUUAGAAUCAAAUAUAUAAACAAUGUAUGUAUAGAAUGAAGUUGUAUUCGCAUAUUUUUUUUCACACCUCUGCAAAUGUGUUCAGAUUGAAUAUUGAAUCAUGUAAUUGUAGUUGAAUUGACUGAAGGUGGCAAAUCGAAUGAGAGGGUAUUGGUAUGUUCGAGUACUGUUGAUUUUUACAAUUCUAUCUUCUGAUAGAACAAAAUGGUAGGGAUAUUUCCCCCUGAAUUUAUUUCACACCAUGGACAUUUUCAAAAAGUUUUUUCAAUCUUUGAAAAAAAUUAUAUUAUUAUAGCAUUCAUGUGUGUACUUCUUAUCAGAGUACCAAAUUAUCAACGCCUGAUUAAGCCCAAAACUGCAAUUUUGACAGACUUUUCCCAAUUUUGAGUAUUCAUAUCAUGUCUGGCUAUGUAUGAGAAGGAAACCCUUCACCAAAACCAAAACUUUGUUUGGAAGUGUAGUCUUUUAAAUACAAAUUGAUUCAUUUUGCUUAGUGGCGCCCUUCGAUGCAAUAUUUGACAAAACAAAUGUAAAACUUGCACAUUCAUAUCAAAAUGCAGUUAACAGCAAAAUGUAACGUCGUAUAAAAUUUUGGAAAAAAUUAGAAUUGUCGAAUAACUUCUGAAAUAUACAUGUAUUAUAUAGACUCUUUAAAAUUCAAUUUCAGGUAUGAUUUGACAACUUUUAAAUGGUGACCAUGUGUGUGAAACAAAAACAGGAGAAAUUGGCCAAUAUCUCUUUUUGUAAUGAAAAUUAAAUUGAUCUCGACAGUUUUUCCUCUUGAAAGUUGUUACAAUAUUGGAAAUUCAUCCAUUUAAUCAAUUGAAUGUAUUAUUCCUGUGUUGCGAAAAAGGAAAUUAAAUACAAGGAGUAUUGUUAUAAUCCGAUUUUCACAAAUAGAUAUUUUAAAUGCUUAAGCAAUGUUGAAUUUGUUCUAUUCAAUUUUAACUCUUAUGCAAUUUGAACGAUUUUAUAUCCACAUUUCAUUUAACACAUCAUGCAAUUUAUAUUUUGUGUAUUUCAUAGUCAAAGACAUUAAUGGAUAAGAGAGAUAAAAAUGUACAAUUUUCCUUACAAUGGAGAAAUGAUUUUUCUUGAGGUUGCACUGUAGUGUUAGAUCCUGGAUAUUUCAGGAAAUUUAUAAUAAACGUUAUCCAUAUGUGAUAAAUUCGUUUUUUUAUUGCUUUCUUUUACGAAAGCUAAACCGUUUAGUUGUUUUCACAACAAAACUAUUUUA
Molecule: messenger RNA, 4624 nt
Organism: Mytilus californianus (California mussel)
Lineage: Eukaryota; Metazoa; Mollusca; Bivalvia; Mytilida; Mytilidae
Exons: 5
Coding region: 99-2546 (815 amino acids)
Source: RefSeq, a predicted model, not a curated record